This is a messenger RNA of Charadrius vociferus (killdeer), 2358 nucleotides long. Its product is annotated as guanylate cyclase soluble subunit beta-2-like. NCBI's taxonomy places the organism in Eukaryota, Metazoa, Chordata, Aves, Charadriiformes, Charadriidae. Gene Ontology annotation, molecular function: guanylate cyclase activity; heme binding. Gene Ontology annotation, biological process: cGMP biosynthetic process; response to oxygen levels. The record is from RefSeq and is a predicted model, not a curated record. The transcript has 15 exons. Bases 1 to 2358 code for a protein of 785 amino acids. Gene Ontology annotation, cellular component: guanylate cyclase complex, soluble.
AUGUAUUUGCUUUUGCAGUAUGGAUUUAUAAAUACAUGCCUGAAGUCUCUGGUGGUUGAAAAGUAUGGUGAAGAAACAUGGGAAAAAUUAAGAGUGCAGGCCGGAGUCCAGGAUUCUUUCUUGACUUUCGAAGUUUACAAAGAUGAGAUCACAAUGCAGCUCGUCGACAAAGCCUGCAAAAUAUUAGGUAUGCCUGCUGACAUGGUUCUGAGAGAGUUUGGAGAGUAUUUCUUUGAAUUCUGUAAACGCUCAGGCUAUGACCACAUGCUGAGGACACUGGGUGGAAAUCUCUAUGAGUUCAUAGAGAACCUGGAUGCAUUGCACAGCUACCUGUCCCUUUCUUACCAGGAGAUGAAUGCUCCAUCUUUUAGAGUAGAAAAGAAUGAAGACGGGUCAAUGCAUUUACAUUACUAUUCAGAUAGAAGAGGUCUGUGCCAUAUUGUGCCAGGAAUCAUCGGUGCAGCAGCCCUGGAUUUUUUUAACAUUGAGAUUUCAAUGGAAAUAGUCAAUCAAAUGGAAGAAGAAGAACGAACUGGGAAAAAAGAACAUAUUGUUUUUCUUGUCACUCAAAACCCUGCAUUUUCGUACAAGGAAAGAAAUGAAUUUUCUUCCUCGUCUCAAUAUCUUGCUGACUCUGAAAAACAAAUUGAGAACCAACUAUCUAAAGAGGACCUUGAAAAAGCCAAGAAUACAAUUAGAGACAGAGGAAGCUCUGUUUGUCCUGUCAAGAAAAGUCACUGGAAAACAAUAAGAGGAAUAAUCACAUUAGGAAAAGGUAAGCUCCUGAGAGGAUUUGAUCCUGUUUAUCCCAAGAGCCUCUGGAUUGACACAAAAACAUUUUGCAAUGGACUUCCUUUUCAUAUGGUUUUUGACAAAGAGCUCAGAGUGAAGCAAGCUGGGGUGAGCAUUCAAAAGAUAGUACCUGGCCUUCAGACCACGGGCAUCUGCUUGGAUCGCUAUUUCAGUAUCCUUCACCCAGAAGUACCCUUCACCAUCUCUAGCAUUCAGAAAUUCAUCAACAGCCAAUUUGUUUUCCAGACUAGAAGAGAGAUGAUGCCAGAGUCAUGGAAACAACGGCCAAUGCUACAGCUGAGAGGCCAGAUGAUCUGGAUGGAGUCCCUGCAGUGCAUGCUCUACCUCUGCUCACCUUUGCUUCGCACUUUGCAUGAACUGGAGGAGCGACAGAUGCAUAUUGCAGACAUUGCACCUCACGACGUGACCAGGGAUUUGAUUCUUCUCAAUCAGCAGCGACUGGCAGAGAUGGAGCUCUCUAACCAGUUGGAGAGGAAGAAGGAAGAACUGCGGAUACUGUCAAAGCACCUAGAGGAAGAGAAAAAAAAGACCGAAGCUCUGCUCUACGCCAUGCUUCCUGAGCACGUGGCCAACCAGCUGAAAGAGGGGAAGCGAGUUGAGGCAGGAGAGUUCAAGGAGUGCACUAUAUUGUUCAGCGAUGUUGUGACCUUUACCAACAUUUGUGCCCAGUGUGAACCUAUUCAGAUAGUUCUCAUGUUAAAUUCAAUGUACCUGAGAUUUGACAGACUGACCACGGUGCAUGAUGUGUACAAGGUGGAGACAAUUGGAGACGCCUAUAUGGUAGUAGGUGGGGUCCCUGUGCCUGUACCCACUCAUGCUGAGCGAGUUGCUAACUUUGCCUUGGGAAUGAUAAUAGCAGCUAAAGGAGUACAGAACCCAGUUUCUGGAAAUCCUAUCCAAAUUAGAGUUGGGAUCCAUACAGGUCCUGUCUUGGCUGGAGUUGUUGGAGAAAAGAUGCCUCGUUAUUGCUUGUUUGGAGACACGGUGAAUAUAGCUUCCCGGAUGGAGAGUCACGGUGUCCCAAGUAAAAUUCAUCUAAGCUCCAGUGCCUAUCAAUGCCUAAAAUACAAGAAUUUUGAGAUGACCGAGAGAGGAGAAAUAGAAGUAAAAGGCAAAGGGAAAAUGCACACAUACUUCCUCGUUAGAAAUAAAACUGCAACUGAGAAUGAGAUAAUGGGAAGGCCAAUGAAAGGCUUAGAUUCUGGCCAUGAUUCUGUUCAGUCCUUUCAAGAAGGCAGGGCUGAAACAAUACCAAGUUGUCAUCAGCCAGUUACUCAGACGCAGCUAGAGAAGGACCAGACCCCAGCUAUUGCAAUGAAGUAUAGCGAUGGCCCCACAGAUGCACAAAACAGCUUCAAAAGAAGAAAUCAAGCGAAAAUUGCAGAUUUAAGAGGCAAAACUUAUGAUUCCAAAAGCGAUGGGAGUCUCCAUGGCAACGAGCAUGCAGAUGAUGGUUCUUGUCCUCUAAACCGGGGAAGAGUCAAACCUGCUACUGAAGAGUCACAGAUUAGAAACGUUCGUUCUAAUUUUUGCAGUUUACUCUAA